AUGUAUCAGAACGGGAAGCUGGUCCCACCGAACAUGCACCAGAACAGCACGAAGCUCCUCAACCUCAAAGUCCUUCGACGAAUCGAUCCUUUCAUCGAAGAAAUCCUCAUCACUGCAGCACACGUCACCUUAUACGAAUUCAACGUUCAGAAAAGCGAAUGGAGUCGUAAGGAUGUUGAAGGAUCUUUAUUCGUCGUCAAAAGAAAUAGACAACAGCCUCGGUUUCAGUUUAUUGUGAUGAAUCGUCGGAAUACAGAUAACUUGGUGGAGGAUUUAUUGGGAGAGUUUGAGUAUGAAGUUCAAGGUCCGUAUUUACUAUACCGUAACGCAGCUCAAGAAGUUAAUGGGAUUUGGUUUUAUAAUCAACGUGAAUGUGAGGACGUUGCACGUCUCUUCGAGAGAUUACUUAGCGCAUAUUCGAAGGUUAACCAGAAGGCAAAUAAGUCAUCUUCGAAAAGGGAGUUUGAGGAAUUGGAAGAUGUGCCUAUAGUGGAAGUUAGGGAUGGUUCUCUUGAACCAUCUUCAAGUGGUAGAGAUGCUCCUAAUGAUCCUGCGUUUGUCAACUUCUUUGGCUCAGCAACGGCUCUUGGGAACACUACGAGUGGAUCAGCAAGUGGACCACCAUACCAAUCAUCUGCACAACCUCACCAACCCACCAUUGCCUCUCCUGCAGCUGCAGCUGCACCUCCACAGAUAUUAUCACCACCGCCUCAACAAUCCUCCUCUCCUCUGAUGUCUCUCUUUGACAACAACAGUCCUGAUCGUAUCAGCAGCAACUCCAACGUUCACACAAAUUUGGUGACCCCUUCCUCUGUCUUCGAACCCCCACGGAUGAUGGCACAACCGCACCUCAUCCCUGGUUCAUCUAUGCCCUCUGCUCCUCCUCCGACUUACCAGCAGGGUCCACAUGGUACUCCGAUGCUCCAGCCUUUCCCACCAUCACUCGCUCCUACACACAAUGGGCCGGUUAUCAACAGAGAUAAAGUCAAAGAAGCCUUGUUUGCGCUUGUUCAGGAGAAUGAAUUCAUCGACAUGGUGACCCGAGCUUUACAAAAUGCACAUCAACCAUGA
Molecule: messenger RNA, 1071 nt
Organism: Eruca vesicaria subsp. sativa (arugula)
Lineage: Eukaryota; Viridiplantae; Streptophyta; Magnoliopsida; Brassicales; Brassicaceae
Source: the annotation of a GenBank genome assembly